AUGCACGAUAUCGCCCACAAUCUGCACCAUGGCCCUCAGCCUGAGGUAGUUGUAAGGACCGGCGAUGAGUUCCUUGCUACAUCGCGGCAUCCAACAGACUCUGAAACACCACAGGUUGACUCUCAUCCUCUCCCUGAAGGAGGAUAUGGUUGGGUCUGUGUGGUAUGCACAUUCCUCAUGAAUGCUCACACAUGGGGUAUUAACAGCGCGUAUGGAGUUUUUCUAUCUUACUAUCUGUCCUCCAAUGUCUUUCCCGGAACAACAGCACUCGAGUAUGCAUUUGUCGGUGGCCUUAGUAUUUCUUGCGCCACGCUUGUAUCUCCUCUCGCUACUUACCUAGAUAGGAGGAUCUCCACUCAAUUAGUCCUCAGCAUUGGGACGGUUCUCGAGACCCUUUCGCUCAUCACCACGUCAUUUGUGACAAAGAAUUGGCAGCUCUUUCUCUCACAGGGGGUUUGUUUUGGGCUUGGAAUGGGCUUCUGUUUCUGUGGGUCCGUGGGAAUUGUCUCUCACUGGUUCACGAAACGACGCAGUCUAGUGAAUGGGAUUACAGCAGCUGGGUCCGGGACAGGGGGCCUGAUUUAUUCGCUUGCCGUUGGACACAUGAUCCCGACGGUAGGGUUUCCAUGGGCGAUGCGCAUUCUCGGUAUUAUAUCUUUCGUCGUCAAUCUGGCUUGCGCAAACCUCCUUCGGGUGCCUUUCUCUUCCCGGUCUAACAUGCGACAUACCCCCAUCUUUAGUAUGACGCUCCUUCGGCGACCAGACUAUCUUACCGUUCUACUUUGGGCUUUCCUCAGUGCCCUAGGAUACGUAGCGCUGUUAUUCAGCUUGUCAAGCUAUGCGGUCGCGGUUGGCUUCACACAUGACCAAGCUAGUCUUGCCAGCGCAUUGCUCAAUUUAGGGCAGGCAAUAGGACGUCCCAGUGUUGGGUUACUAAGUGAUUACCUUGGACGUAUCAAUGUGGCUUCUAGUGCUUCCACUCUGGCAGGCAUACUGUGCCUAGUUGUGUGGGUUUUUGCCGAGUCUCUCGUGGUGCUCUACUUCUUCGCCAUUGCCGUUGGAUUAUUCGCAGGUACGCUAUUUGCCGCUGCCGCGCCACUCGCUGCAGAGGUCGUGGGUAUUGAGGAUCUCUCUGCUGCCCUCGGCAUUCUGUGGUUGGUUAUUUGCCCUCCAACGGCUGUCGCGGAGGCAAUCGCUGUGCAACUUCGCGAGAAUGGGGCCACCCCUAAACCCUACCUUCGCGUCCAACUAUUUACUGGCAUCAUGUACUUGGGAGCCGGAGGUUGCCUGUUCAUGUUGAGAGUGCUACUGUACGGGUCCAAAUACCGAGGUGGUAAGGAGAAGGGAGCUCGCUAA
Messenger RNA from Aspergillus pseudotamarii, 1356 nucleotides. RefSeq names its product MCT family MFS transporter. NCBI's taxonomy places the organism in Eukaryota, Fungi, Ascomycota, Eurotiomycetes, Eurotiales, Aspergillaceae. The record is from RefSeq and is a predicted model, not a curated record. Gene Ontology annotation, biological process: transmembrane transport. The transcript has 2 exons. Gene Ontology annotation, molecular function: transmembrane transporter activity. Bases 1 to 1356 code for a protein of 451 amino acids.